AUGGAAAAUGCCUUCCAUGACUACUAUUUCAGGAUUCAGCCAGAAGUCACCAUCAGUGAUCUUGCUGCCCUCAAACAGAGUGAAGAUGAGCCUGCCCAAGACUUCAUAACCAGAUUCAAAAAGCUCAAAAUGAAAUGUCGAAUCCCUAUGGAGGAAAGGUACUUCAUUCAAAUGGGUCAAACUGCCCUUACAAUUUCUCUGAGGAAGAGAUUUGAUGGGAUGUUGUUUGGAGACCUGGCAGACAAAGCAUCAAAACACGAGGAAGUGCUCAGGGAAGAACAACAGAAGAGGAACUCUUCCAAAGGCACAUAUUACAAAACCUCAUCUUCUUCAGUACAUCUAGUUGAGGUAGAAUCAGAAGAAGGUACAGAAAGCUUGAAAGAAAGGGAAGUUGCAGUGGUAGAAAUGGAAAAAUUAAACCAUCCCAUCAGUUGUAAGGCUUUAACAAAGCCACCAAAGCACCAAAAACCGCCACCAUUUACAGGAGGGUUUGUUCCAAACAAACUAGCAAAGAACAAAAUCUAUUCCUUCGAUUUAACCAAGGUUGAUGCUCUAUUUGAUGAGAUGCUGCUGCAAAAGGCAAUAGAGACAUCUCACAGGUUGCCCAAGCCAGAGGAACUCAGGGGCAAACAAUAUUGCAGAUGA
Messenger RNA from Prunus armeniaca (apricot), 645 nucleotides. The record is from the annotation of a GenBank genome assembly. NCBI's taxonomy places the organism in Eukaryota, Viridiplantae, Streptophyta, Magnoliopsida, Rosales, Rosaceae.